CCCUCUCUAUCUUUGCUCACGUGUGUGCAGAAACACUGUGGGAAGCUCUCUUGCUCCCACACAGCCUGGAAUCUCAUGUUUGAGUCGUCACUGCUGAUGGGGUCGAGAUACAUUGUUGUGACUUCAGAGGCGUGUUCACAGCGCGAAUGGAGAACCCCUGUCAUUCACUGGAUCCACUACUGUUUACGGCUAUGUUCUGGGGUGGACGAUGCCUGUUGAUCUGUCUAUAAAAACAGCUCUGGUGCAGGAUAAGAAGAAGAGGCAUUCUUAUGUCCGAGUUUUAGGAUGGCCAGUGAAAUCUCCUCUAUUCCCAGUCCUGUUUUCCGCCAAAUUGACAAGCAGUUCCUGAUCUGCAGCAUAUGUCUGGACCGCUACGAAAACCCCAAAGUCCUGCCCUGCCUGCACACUUUCUGUGAGAGGUGCCUGCAAAACUACAUCCCGGCCCACAGCCUCACUUUGUCGUGUCCGGUUUGCCGCCAGACCUCCAUCCUGCCGGAAAAAGGUGUGGCGGCAUUGCAGAGCAACUUCUUCAUCACCAACCUGAUGGAUGUGCUGCAGCGGGCGCCAGACAACUGCAGCCAAGAGGACACCAUUCUUAACAACAUCGCCUGUGUUGCAACAGGCCAACUGCUGUCUUGCCCCAACCAUGGAGGCAGUGUCAUGGAGUUUUACUGUCCUCCAUGUGAGACAGCCAUGUGUCAGGAGUGCACAAGUGGCGAACACGGAGAACACCCUACUGUGCCUCUCAGGGAUGUCGUUGAGCAACACAAGGCUUCAUUACAAGACCAACUUGACGUUGCCAAGAAGAGGUUACCAGAGAUCGACUCAGCUUUGCACAUGCUGUCAGAGAUUUUGCAACAACUGACAAAUCAGAAAAGCUUAAUUGAGGAUGACAUCCACACAACCUUUGAUGAGCUUCAGAAGACUCUCAAUGUCCGCAAGAGUGUCCUUCUCAUGGAGCUGGAGGUCAACUAUGGUCUCAAGCAGAAGGUGCUUCAAGCCCAGCUGGAUACCCUGCUGCAGGGGCAGGAGGGCAUUAACAGUAGCUGCAACUUCACAGAGCAAGCCCUGAACCAUGGCACAGAGGCCGAGGUGCUCCUGGUGAAGAAGCAGAUGGGUGAGCGUCUCAUGGAGCUGGCCAGCCAGGAGCUGCCUCUGCACCCUAAAGAGAAUAACCAACUGGACUUCCUUGUGGAAACAGAGGGACUAAAGAAGUCCAUCCACAAUCUGGGAACUAUUGUAACCACCAAUGCUGUGGCAUCUGAAACGGUGGCAACAGGUGAAAGCUUACGGCACUGUGUGGUGGGAGUGCCCACAUCUAUCACCAUAACAACCAAGGACAAGGAUGGGGAGUUGUGCAAGAUGGGAAAUGCACUCAUCACUACUGAAAUCUCCCCACCUGAUAACAGCAGGGACAUUGGAGAAAUACUGGACAACAAAAAUGGCACUUAUGAGUACAUUUUCACUGCUGCAAAAGAGGGCACUUUUAACCUAUCUCUGCGCCUGUAUAACCAGCACAUCAAAGGAAGCCCCUUCAGAAUUAAAGCCAUCAAGUCCAUAGAUGCCUGCCCAAAAUCUGAUGGGACAAAGAAAAGGCUUAAGUCUCCAGGUAGUGGACACAUUAAGCAGAGGGCCAUCAAGAGGCCAGCCAGUAUGUACAGCUCAGGACGGAGAAAGGAGAACCCUAUUGAGGAUGAUCUCAUCUUCAGAAUUGGCACGAAAGGAAGAAACAAAGGAGAAUUCACAAAUCUGCAGGGAGUGGCUGCCUCAUCUCUGGGAAAGGUGCUAAUAGCAGACAGCAACAACCAAUGUGUUCAGAUGUUUUCAAAUGAUGGCCAGUUCAAAAGUCGCUUUGGUGUCCGGGGCAGGACUCCAGGUCAGCUGCAGCGGCCGACGGGCGUGGCCGUGCACCCAAAUGGAGACAUCAUCAUCGCUGACUAUGAUAACAAAUGGGUCAGCAUAUUUUCAAGUGAAGGCAAGUUUAAGAAUAAGAUCGGCUCUGGGAAGCUUAUGGGACCUAAAGGCGUGGCUGUGGACAAAAAUGGACACAUCAUUGUGGUCGACAACAAAGCCUGCUGCGUCUUCAUCUUUCAGGUCAACGGGAAGCUAGUUACCAAGUUUGGCAACCGAGGAAAUGGCGACAAGCAGUUUGCAGGCCCUCACUUUGCUGCCGUCAAUAACAACAAUGAAAUCAUUGUGACCGAUUUCCAUAACCACUCUGUCAAGGUGUUCAACACUGAAGGGGAAUUCCUGCUGAAGUUUGGGUCCAAUGGUGAAGGCAAUGGGCAGUUCAACGCCCCCACAGGGGUUUCAGUGGAUGCCAAUGGAAACAUCAUAGUAGCAGACUGGGGCAACAGCAGGAUACAGGUGUUUGAUGGCAGCGGCUCUUUCCUCUCCUACAUCAACACAUCAGCAGACCCGCUGUACGGGCCGCAGGGGCUGGCGCUCACUUCUGAUGGACACGUCGUCGUGGCCGAUUCUGGCAACCACUGCUUCAAAGUGUACCGCUACCUGCAGUAGCUCAUGUCAUUCUCUAUGAACCACCUGUGCUGUGCUACAGUCAACCACUCAUCUUCAUAUGGAAACUGUUUAACGUCUUAGAUUUUUCUUCUAAUAUUUGGCUUUUUGUGCCAAAAACAACUGAAUAAUGCCAGGUAAUGAAUAAUCUCAGACACCCACAGCUUGCUGAUCAUUGAUGCACUAAUGUAAAUUUGUUCACAUCCUAAUUAUCGUAUGCUGAUUAAAAAAAAGCAACUUUAUCACCAUGCAGAAAACUGGGAAAUAGAAAGAAACAGCUUUUUAAGGAGGAAUGAGAUUAAAGAGAACCUUAUCACCCUAGAAAUUGUAAAUCACGGUAAUUAAAACUGUUGAAUCUUGUUGAAAUAUUGGAAGUUCUGAUAAUUUGCCUGUUCACAAAAGCAGAAAACAUUGCGCCACCUUCAUGCUUUAGAGCAUGAAAAGACUAUCUCUGAGCAUGACGUAAAUUAUCUUGCACAAUUUGUAUGACAUUACCAUUACUGCAAAAAUGUUCAUUAGAGGUAUUAUUCUAAGAAUGAUGCUUAAGACGGCAAUAGUGUGGGAAAUCAAUUCCACCCUCUUCUGCUCUUGGGUCAGAUACAACACACAGCUCCUUAGUUACGCCACAAAACUGUUUAUGUUAAUGUUUGUAUGUAAAAUAUUUGUUUCCAUUUGUAUGUUUUUAUUUUUUAUUUUUAUUCAUGAUCCACUUUGUUUUCCUUUUUAAGUCUAAGGGCAAAUGUUGGCAAAAAUGCUGAGAUUUGGUCCCAACAAAAUGUAUGCAACGACACUAGAGGUAGAGCUUCAAUCACCUUUACUUCUUUUCAUUGUACAUCUGUGUUUUCAGUAUGUUCGUCAUGAUCUUAGGAAGUGUAUAUUUUGGCAACUGUUUUCACGAAAGGAAAAGGGAGAAGAUGGAGUAUGAAGUUCAUCAAGUAAAAUUGUAAUAAUGCAUCUGGGUUCCUGCUUUAGAAAACUUGGAUAAUUUUCUUUUAAGCACAUAAUUGUCACUAUUUGUAAUUUUGACUUUGGUCCCUCAUUUUCUACACAAUCCUGUAAAAGUUUUAUUUUAUGUAUUUAUUUUUAUUUUAACGCCAAGUGAAAUUAAAGUGCCCAAAGAAAACA
Messenger RNA from Oryzias latipes (Japanese medaka), 3642 nucleotides. It is a transcript of the gene trim2a, whose product is annotated as tripartite motif containing 2a. Lineage: Eukaryota; Metazoa; Chordata; Actinopteri; Beloniformes; Adrianichthyidae. Gene Ontology annotation, molecular function: ubiquitin protein ligase activity; zinc ion binding; protein binding. Gene Ontology annotation, biological process: proteasome-mediated ubiquitin-dependent protein catabolic process; protein polyubiquitination. The record is from RefSeq and is a predicted model, not a curated record.